This is a messenger RNA of Suillus bovinus, 1167 nucleotides long. Its product is annotated as beta-lactamase-like protein. NCBI's taxonomy places the organism in Eukaryota, Fungi, Basidiomycota, Agaricomycetes, Boletales, Suillaceae. Gene Ontology annotation, biological process: secondary metabolite biosynthetic process. The record is from RefSeq and is a predicted model, not a curated record. The coding region runs from base 83 to 1072 and encodes 329 amino acids. The transcript is spliced from 4 exons.
CAACAUUACCGUCAGACUCCAACGUGUGCGAAAGUGCUUGUUUCAGGAGCAUCCCGGUGAGUUAGCCCGUGGACGGGCCAUCAUGGAAACACUCGAGGUCUUGGCAUCCAUUACUAGGCUGAGCGAUCGCGUAGUGAGAGUGUUGGGCCAGAACCCAGGAAAAUUCACACUUCAAGGGACAAACACUUAUCUUAUCGGCGAGCGUAACCCUUACACGCUCAUCGACACCGGUGAAGGCAAGGACGCCUACAUCCCUCAGCUCGAAUCCGCUCUCUCCGAUACCUGCAAGCUCACAAACCCAAAUGAACCCCACAUAUCCGAUAUCAUCAUCUCUCACUGGCACCAGGACCACACAGGCGGGCUCAACUCCGUCCUUUCGCUCUUGCGGAGAAUGUGGGACGAGCGGAACACACCGGCGCAGUUCAAGCCGCCCCGUAUUCAUAAAUUCCCUUUUGUGAAUGCACCGUCUAACUCUAACGCAAUUAUCGCGCCGCCACCGCCGGGCACAUAUACCCCCACCGCCAACGGUGCUUUCCUGCACGAUCUUGUACAUGGCCAGCUUCUCCAUAUAACUGGCUCGACCAUGCCCAUGCGAGUCAUACACGCUCCAGGACACACCACCGACUCCAUCUGCCUCUACGUACCCGACGACCGCGCCCUCUAUACAGCUGAUACCGUCCUAGGCCAGGGAACAGCGGUAUUCGAGGACCUAGGAACAUACAUCUCUUCCGUGCGCGGGCUUCUUACAUUUCAAUCUGAUUAUACUGUGUUGUACCCUGGGCAUGGCCCCGUCGUCGCCGAGGGCCCUAAGCUCAUUAGCACAUACAUCGCGCAUCGUAUGGAAAGAGAGGCGCAGAUUGUCGGCGUCAUCGAGAAACCUAGCCCUGACGGGCAGCCUUGGUCUACGUGGGGAAUUGUGUCCACGAUAUAUUCUGCGUACCCGCAGAAUCUAUGGGAACCCGCUGCACGAAGCGUGAAUCAGCAUCUUGAGAAACUUCAAGCUGAGGGCAAGGUGAAGAAGGUUGAGGGCGAGGGCAAGGACAUCAAGUGGGAGCUGCUGGCGAAGCUAUGAAAGGCGGCAAAGGGCCCGAUUUCAGUUCACAUACUAUCAAAGCAACAGGAAAAAUUUAGCGUGAAGUAGAUCCUGCAUUCAAUGUAAUAUACAAG